UAGAAAUGAGUGAAAUAAACCUAAAAAAAAUGAGUGAAAUAAUUUCGCAGUCGUCUAGCCCUACCGCACUGCUUCGAACAAGGGAACGAAUGCUCUCGCAUGUGUCUGACGGUCUUACCGUACGCUUUUACUUGCAGAGAAAAGAAAAACGAAAAUAAAAAUAAAAGCCCUACUUUCGUCGAAGAUGUUUCAUUUCAAUCGCGCAGAGUCGCAUUACACAUUCUCUCUUCAUUUCCGAUACAUUUUUCCAACCAGAUACUAUUCGUUUUCCUCUGUUUACAGGCUUGUGGAAUUAGAGUUGAUAUGCCUCCAGCAUCUAGAUCUAUGUCCAAGGAUAAAAGGGCUGCUGCCAAAGAAGCUCCUAAGCCCCCACCGAAAUCUUCAGGCCAUGCAAAUGCUGGUGGUGGGAUCCCUACCAGUGGAUACAAUCCUCUUUCUGGAACAUUCCACACACUGGACUUAGC
Molecule: messenger RNA, 464 nt
Organism: Cuscuta epithymum
Lineage: Eukaryota; Viridiplantae; Streptophyta; Magnoliopsida; Solanales; Convolvulaceae
Source: the annotation of a GenBank genome assembly